AUGAGCGGAAGGACAGAGUUGGCGCGUGAAUUAGCCGCAUAUGACCUCUACGUCAAGGAAACCAAGGCUGCACGACUUUCCGAUCUUAAAGCGCUCACUAGUAGACAGGAAAAACCGAUGGACGACAGCACACUCAUGCAAGGCAGAUCUAAGCGGCAGAGAGUACGCGCGCCAUCUCCACCCAGCAAGCGCGCGCGGCGCAAAAUUAAAGACCAACAACCACAAGUACACCUCAGUGACGACGACUGCGAUGAAGCUGAGCUAGAUCGAGCAGAAUUCAGGAAGAAUGACGGAGGUGACGACAUGGUCGAAGAGCAAGCAAUGCAAUACCCAAUCGCUACUAUUGAGUUAUCGGAUAAUGAAGACCUCUGCAGGGAUGCUUUCCCCAUUCCUUCAUCACGGCCUUUAUUUUCGAUCACAAAAACGUCGCUCAGCAGGGUCGAGGAUCCUCAGGGAAAACUCGACGAUGCUGCUAUUUGUGGCGCCUUAGAAGUUCUACAACAAGUCGUAGGACGUGACCGACUCCGGUAUGUGGAUUCUUUGCAUGUUGAUGCAUCGGACCAUAUUAUGACAGACUUUGCGUCUGCACGGAUCCUCAUUCCGAUCCAUCUUCCGAAGACAGAUCACUGGGCAUUGGCAUUUAUUAAAGAGUUUCGUGAAGAAAUCGAUGUCUACGACUCAUAUCCGCUCCUAGAUGAUCAACGUAGCGUUCAGGAAAAGAUUCUAAAGUGGUACAAGAUAUCCUUUGGAGAUCACAACAAUACGGAUGUCACAGUCACUGCACCUUGGUGUCAGACAGAUAAUUUCGAUUGCGGCCUCAACAUUUUGAUUUUCUCGUUUUACUUGGCGGGUGGUAAAUCUCCGCCCAGUAGAGCAGACAGUAUACACUGGCGCCGUCUAUUGUCUCAGCUUCUUCAGCCUUUAUCAGAGCAAGAGAACGAGAUCGUCCACAGCAAAGACAAGAGCAUUAAAUCUGUUCCAGUAGAAUGUGUUCCCUUCAUUAUGCCCAUACCACAAUUUCCAACCUCGACAGAAGUCUCUAGCAGAGGCAGCGCGACAAUUGCCCAGAUCCAGGUCAUGGCAACGGAAUACCAUAACUUCAUGAAGAAUUUACCCUCGAUUGUAGGAGCAACCACCAGACCCACUACCAAUAAAAGAAUCCACGCACGUAUCAUUGAUACGCUUGCUCUUUUGAGAAAUCUUAUGAGUUUUGCUGGGGAAGAUCCACAGUGUUUGGCAGUUCGGGAAGCUGUAGUCCGUAUCUCGCGUGCUAUAGCCUAUUUACAGCAGGCUGCGGAAAUCAUCAAAGCAGAACCGUGGAAAACUCAGGGCUAG
Molecule: messenger RNA, 1335 nt
Organism: Truncatella angustata
Lineage: Eukaryota; Fungi; Ascomycota; Sordariomycetes; Amphisphaeriales; Sporocadaceae
Exons: 2
Coding region: 1-1335 (444 amino acids)
Biological process (GO): proteolysis
Molecular function (GO): cysteine-type peptidase activity
Source: RefSeq, a predicted model, not a curated record